This is a messenger RNA of Erpetoichthys calabaricus (reedfish), 3926 nucleotides long. RefSeq names its product ras homolog family member Gb (gene rhogb). Gene Ontology annotation, cellular component: cell projection; cytoskeleton; cytoplasmic vesicle. The record is from RefSeq and is a predicted model, not a curated record. Bases 226 to 801 code for a protein of 191 amino acids. Gene Ontology annotation, molecular function: protein kinase binding; GTPase activity; GTP binding. Gene Ontology annotation, biological process: establishment or maintenance of cell polarity; small GTPase-mediated signal transduction; cortical cytoskeleton organization. Lineage: Eukaryota; Metazoa; Chordata; Cladistia; Polypteriformes; Polypteridae. The transcript is spliced from 2 exons.
CGCCGUUCACUUACUUACUUGGCUGUCGCCGACUUCCUCUAAACAGUUGCGUUCACUUCCUUCGCUUCACUUUGCAUCGCAGCUCAGAAGCGAGGCGUCAAGCGGACGGAGACCGGCGGCCCUUUAGGGGGUGGAAGAUAAGAGAAAAAGAAAAAAGAAAAGAAAGACAGAAGAGGUUCGCGCCCGCGAGAUAUGCUCGGUUGCUGAAGACUUGAGCCAGCGAAAAUGCAGAGCAUCAAGUGUGUUGUUGUAGGUGAUGGUGCCGUGGGAAAAACAUGCUUAUUAAUCUCCUACACAACCAAUGCCUUUCCCAAAGAGUACAUCCCCACCGUAUUUGACAACUACAGCUCCCAAAUGACAGUUGAUGGAAGGACUAUCAGCCUCAACCUGUGGGACACUGCUGGUCAAGAAGAAUACGACCGUCUACGCACGCUUUCCUACCCACAGACCAACGUUUUUGUCAUCUGCUUCUCUAUUGCUAGCCCACCAUCCUAUGAGAAUGUGAAACAUAAAUGGCACCCAGAAGUCACCCACCACUGCCCAAAUGUGCCUAUUCUACUAGUGGGCACCAAGAAGGAUCUUCGGAAUGACCCAGAUGUUGCAAAGAAGCUGAAAGAGCAGAACCAAACCACUAUCAGCUCGCAGCAAGGGGCAGCGCUGGCACGCCAGAUUCACGCCAUCAAAUACAUGGAGUGCUCGGCUCUCAAUCACGAAGGCAUCAAGGAAGUAUUUACUGAAGGCGUGAGGGCUUUUCUAAACCCUCAGCCCGCACCAACCAGAAAGCCCUGUGUGCUUUUGUAAUUUAACCAAAGAUGGAAAAUGAGCAGCCAUAAUAAGCCGGGAAAUUCGAAACAGAUGUAUUGUUUAACAACUUAACGUUCACUACAACAGUGCUCCUUUUUGUUCUGUCUGGGGUGCAGGUCCUAAUGUGGGUCGUUUUAAAAUGCACGCUGCCUACGGACUCGUAUCCUGGAUGUGACAUAGUGUACAGUUGCUGUUGUGACCUAUGAUGUAUGGCUUUUAAAUAAUCAGGAAUUCUAGCCACCGCUGUGCAAGUGCCAUAGCGUUUCUUGGCCUCUUUAUGCAUUCUUUACUGCUAAGCUUAAGCAAAUGGAAACUGAUGAACCGAUGUUGGUCCUACCAUAAUUUACUUAGACGUGUUGAGGUUUUCUGUACACAAAUGAAAUGCAGAAAAGGAUAUUUUUAUAAUGGAAAACAAAACCUUCUCCUGUAAGACAGUAACGAGUCAGAACUGCUUAAACAGAUUCUUCAGAAUAGCUUUGAGCAAAAAAACAGUUAGCUUUACAUUUAUUUCUAAAACAUCCCCUUGUGAUUUGCGACAUGUUAUUGCGAGUAAUGUCCAGAAUGACUGUCUAAUUAGUAGCUCGGAAAGAAUUCAUUGUGAAAUUUUGCAUAGGCUGAGACAUAAAGGGAAAACUACAAAGUUCCCCUUCUCUCAGUUAGUUGCAGGCUUCCUUUCCUGCCUUUAUGUAUUAAAAAAAAAAAAGGGAAAUACCACACGUAAAUGUGACUCUCUCUGCCGUGCCAGCAAGCACAUUACACUGUCAGUCAGUUUUCAUGACAAUCCGCAGACGUAGAGCAAAACCCACCCAGAAACACACAAGUUUGCUCCACAGUCUGCCACGCCUUUAGCUGCGAACACCACCCAAGAGAGGUGUCUGCAGCACAGAUGUGCCAGGCGGCUCGCUCGGCCCCCCUCAAAUCUCGAGUCUUAAUGGAGAGUGUCAGCUUUACAAAGCACUCAACAGCCCAACAGCUUACGUGAGUCUCUCUAGGUGUGUCCACACGGCCGGCUUCUCGGUUGUCACUUUCAGUUUACUGUCAGGACUGCGACUUGGAAACAACACCAAUACGUGAUGCUGUAGGCUAAGCGUGAAAGUCAAAAAUUCUUUACCGUUGCAAAUUUUCCUGUUAGAUUCAGAUUUACAAAAAAUAAAUAAAUUAGCAAUGGGGAAAAAAAAUGUGCAAUUGAAAAUUCAGAGAGAAAGCAGCUCCCUGUUCGACACACUUUACAUCUUUCCACCUCUAGGCUAGGAGUUCUUCAAUGGACUUUCAGUCGAGGCUUUUUGAAUUGGCAUCCAAGCCAAACUGCACUGCAACAUAAACACUUGGAAGUGGAAGUUUACAACAUCAAUGAGAGAAUGGAAGCCACAUGAAUUCAAACUUUAAUUUAAUGCACAAUUAUGUUCCCUAUUUUAAAGCUUUAUAAUCGGAGGAAAUAAAGUCUCCUACUUCUCACAGUGACACAACUCCACACAAAGCUGGAAGAUGGCAGCUUAAGCAGGAACCUCCACUGUUGCCAGUACAAGCUAUAUGGCCUCCUUUAACCUGGGGGUCGCAUUCACUUUUGUUACCCAUAGAAGGCGGACAUCUGGAGGUGUCACCCAGAGGCCUUGUGGUCUCAAAAGUGACCACAUUUGUUUCAAGAAGAAGGUGCAAAAACGUUUCUGUUUUUGCCAUAGUCGUCACACCACCGUUAAUGCACUGAAUGAAGAGAACUACCGGUUGCGUCACGAUUUUCCCAUGAUAACCGUGACAAAUAGAAGAAGUUGUGGUCAAAAGGAUUUUGACAUCAGAUGAAUUCAAAUAAGACUUGUGAAUGGGCAGACCAUGACGCACUGUGCUGCUACCUGAAGUCCAUCCUGAGUAAGACCUACAGCAGAUCCACUGAACUGUUGCUACCUCUGAAUUCUGUUGGGUUGGGACUUUGGGGAGCGGAGUGUCAGCUGGGUAUUGCAGUGCUCACCAAUCGUCUCUGAGCAGGACAAGCAGCUCAUGGCUAAAGGAAGCCAUUCUUAGGAAAAAACAAGUUAAAUGUGCAGCUGCUGUAUGAGGAAACAACGUCAGACCCAUAAUUGACCAGUCACGCAGCCGUGAACGCACUCAGUCAUUUGUUGGAAUGCGUCAGCCUGUGAAACAUGGGUUAGGUUUAGAAGAAAUAAUAUCGGUACAGACAAGGCAGCACUCACCUGGUAAGCAUGGAUGUGCCAAAGAAGAAACGAUCUGAUCUCAGGUGGCAAGUUCUAGAAUAGUGCGCGAUUCACUAGCGGCUUUAAACAAGAGCGGUGCACACAGAUUCAUGAGGUACUUUGUUUGUUAUACUUUUCUUCCUUAUUAAGCAGCAAGCGCAGUGAUGUACCCUUUUGAAGGGUUCAGUUUACGCCGAGGCCCUUGGGUCAGCUUUGAAUGUAUCGAAAAAGCUGCUGCUAUUCCUUUAAGUGAGCUGUGGUACUGAGAAAAGCUUUAAUUUAUUUAUGAUUUCACAAACAUAAGGCGACUUUUAAACACAAUUCAGUUAUGGGUGAAAAAAGGUGGCUUUACACAUGGUUUCAGAGCCUGAGUUAACUAUUGCUUGACCAUUUAUUUUAAAAUAAACUAGAGUUGUUUCAUUCUCUUAUUUUACCCGAAAUUGCAUUCCACCUAUUUUUAUUUAUUUAUUUGCCUUAGUUACAAAACAUUGCUUUCGUUGUAUUGAGAUAAUACGGUUAACUUUUAUUUACAAACACAAAAAUCUGUGUCUAUGGUUAUCCACCCAGAAUGUGCCGUCUUCCAGUUGUUUCGUAAAUUCUGAGAUCAUUUUAAAAUGGCAGAUAAACGUUCGCAUGUGCAAGCCGAAAUGCUCGGCAGAACCCUUUGGUUUAUACUGAGAAGUAGUCCUGCUGGACGGCCCUUUUAUGAAGGCUGGCACAAUUUCAGAGGGUCUGACCAGCUUGGAUGCCCCCACAGCUAGUCAGCUGAUGGGAGGGUCGAUGAGAAGAAGUCAAAAUGUCAGUUGGUGACUUAUAUUUUUAAUUUUUUUUUUCAUAUUUUAUUAAUGGAAUCUUUGCUUACUCAUCCUUAUAUUGUCAAAGCUUUCUUUAAUUUAUGAUUACAACGUUUUCAAAAUAAAUAACACUUGUAUUUUU